UUUGCACCAACGUACCGAUAUUCAUAUUGUAUGCUUUGUUAACUGGCUUUUAGCCACCAAGCACACCACCUUCGCGUAUCGCAGUAUCGUAACAGAUCCCUGCUUCAUUGAUAACAAAGAAAGGCUGCAAAUGCCUGAGAUCACUCCAUCCUAUAAGGAUCACUAUGGUAUCCUAAAUUUAAGAUUGUCGGAGUCUGACCCUGUGCCUAGAGGCAUCACAGCCAAGGACAUCAAAAACGCGUAUCAUAAAGCCUUGCUCGAACAUCAUCCGGACAAGAAGCAGCUAGACCAUGAUCCAGUGUCAGAUCUCGCUUCCGCACGAGCGACGAAAAGCAGUAAUAUUACAAUUGAUGAUAUUAUCGAAGCUUUCGAGAUAUUGAAGUGCGAAGGUACACGGAAGGAGUACGAUCGCUCACUGUGCCUCACCCGUCAAACACAUAACCUUGAGUCCCGCGGGUCACACAGUACGCAUGACUCACAUAUUUUCUGUGGUAGCGCUAGCAUCUCUGCACCCGAGUACGAAGACGUCAGCGAAGGCAUUGUAUACAAGCAGGUGGACCUUCAUGACCUGAAAGAGGAGGAGACGACUACUGGUGACCAAGUAUGGAGUACAAACUGCAGGUGUGGCAUGGAUAGAGGGUACGUCGUCACUGAAGAAGAGCUGAAAAGAGAGAGCCGAGAGGGUUUGGCAGAAGCAUGGGUACAGUGUGGUGGAUGUAGUCUCUGGCUUGGGGUAGAGUUUGGCAUCGAGGAGAGCAAUUAUGACGGCUGAGGACCACGGGAAGUCUGACAAAAUCAUUAGAUACACUAAGAAGGCAUGUGGGACUUUUGCGAAAAGGGAAGAAUUCGAAAACUACUACGCGUUUUUGACCUUUGGGCUGUAAUUAAUCCGACAUUGGUCUUACGUGUGAGCUCGUCGAACCGCUUCCUCUUACGUCCAAGUUAUAACUAGACUAUACACCUAAUAUAGUAUUAAGACACUAG
Molecule: messenger RNA, 984 nt
Organism: Pseudovirgaria hyperparasitica
Lineage: Eukaryota; Fungi; Ascomycota; Dothideomycetes; Acrospermales; Acrospermaceae
Exons: 1
Coding region: 131-772 (213 amino acids)
Biological process (GO): protein histidyl modification to diphthamide
Molecular function (GO): metal ion binding
Source: RefSeq, a predicted model, not a curated record